Molecule: messenger RNA, 719 nt
Organism: Chanos chanos (milkfish)
Lineage: Eukaryota; Metazoa; Chordata; Actinopteri; Gonorynchiformes; Chanidae
Gene: rps9
Product: ribosomal protein S9
Exons: 5
Coding region: 47-631 (194 amino acids)
Biological process (GO): ribosomal small subunit biogenesis; translation
Cellular component (GO): cytosolic small ribosomal subunit
Molecular function (GO): rRNA binding; structural constituent of ribosome
Source: RefSeq, a predicted model, not a curated record
CUCUUUACUUUCUGAGCCUGAGGAAGACAGGCGUAAAUAAGCCACCAUGCCCGUUGCCAGGAGUUGGGUUUGUCGCAAGACUUACGUCACCCCCCGCCGUCCCUUCGAGAAGUCCCGUCUCGACCAGGAGUUGAAACUCAUCGGCGAGUAUGGUCUGAGGAACAAGCGCGAGGUGUGGAGGGUGAAAUUCACUCUGGCCAAAAUCCGCAAGGCCGCCAGAGAGCUGUUGACCCUGGAUGAGAAGGAUCCCAAGCGUCUGUUCGAGGGUAACGCCUUGCUCAGGCGGCUGGUGCGCAUUGGCGUGUUGGACGAGGGCAAGAUGAAGCUGGAUUACAUCUUGGGUCUGAAGGUGGAGGACUUUUUGGAGAGGAGGCUCCAGACCCAGGUCUUCAAGCUGGGCCUGGCCAAGAGCAUCCACCACGCCCGCGUGCUCAUCCGCCAGAGGCACAUUCGUGUGCGUAAGCAGGUGGUGAACAUCCCCUCUUUCGUGGUGAGACUGGACAGUCAGAAACACAUCGACUUCUCCCUGCGUUCUCCGUACGGCGGCGGUCGUCCAGGGCGCGUGAAGAGAAAGAACGCCAAGAAGGGCCAGGCCGGAGCUGGCGGCGCUGAUGACGAAGAGGAGGAUUAAACUGGAGCACCGCGGAGGAAGGUCCUCCACGACCUUUCUCGCCCAAUAACUUUUCAAUAAAAGUGUAUUUUUUUUUUGGUUAAACCCA